AUCAGUCCUUACAUCUUUCCUUUGCUCCAUACAAACAAAAAUGGCGGACAUCGAGCAGUGGAUAGGUAUUGCGAGGGAUUGCAAAUAUCUCCCAGAAAAUGACUUAAAGAAAUUAUGUGACAUGGUGUGUGAACUUUUGCUGGAGGAAUCCAACGUACAGCCAGUGUCCACCCCAGUGACCGUGUGUGGGGACAUCCACGGACAGUUUUAUGACCUUAUGGAAUUAUUUCGGACAGGAGGACAAGCACCAGACACAAACUAUAUAUUUAUGGGUGACUUUGUAGACCGGGGAUACUACAGUUUAGAGACAUUCACACUUCUUCUCACGCUGAAAGCUCGAUGGCCAGACAAGAUAACAUUAUUACGUGGAAAUCAUGAAAGUAGACAAAUUACACAAAUAUAUGGAUUUUAUGAUGAAUGCCAAACUAAAUAUGGAAAUGCAAAUGCAUGGCGGUACUGUUGUAAAGUUUUUGAUUUGCUGACUGUAUCUGCGAUUAUAGAUGAGUGUAUUCUGUGUGUCCAUGGAGGUCUAUCCCCAGACAUCAAGACUAUUGACCAGAUCCGAACCAUCGAGAGGAACCAGGAAAUCCCCCACAAAGGCGCCUUCUGUCAUCUGGUAUGGUCUGACCCUGAGGACGUAGAGACCUGGGCAAUCAGUCCGAGGGGUGCUGGCUGGCUGUUUGGGUCAAAGGUUACCAAUGAAUUUGUACACAUAAACAACUUAAAAUUGAUAUGCAGAGCACAUCAGUUAGUUCAUGAAGGUUACAAGUACAUGUUCGAUGAGAAGCUGGUGACGGUGUGGUCGGCCCCAAACUAUUGCUACAGGUGUGGAAACAUAGCUGCAGUCCUUUCCUUCAACGAUGCAGAUCAACGAGAGGCCAAACUGUUCCGGGCCGUGCCCGACAGUGAACGUGUUAUACCCUCACGGACGACGACACCCUACUUUCUAUAGACACACAAACGAUCGCAAACAUAGUACUGGAACGGAUUCAUGUUAGAUCAUCCAAAGGCUGUUUAUCAGUUACAAGUCAAGACAGUAUUAAUGCUAUCGGAUGUUUUUUAGUACGAGACUUUUAAUCUAAAAAACAUAAAACCCAAUUACAAGUUGAUAUUGGCUCUUUUUAUUGUAUUGUACUAGUCAGACAAAGUACAAUUAAGUAACUGUCUGUUACCUUGGUAACUCACAAAGCGUUUUACCUUGGUAACUACACAAACUGAAUAACUGUAACUGUUAACUUGGUAACUAAAUUAAAUGAGUAACUGUUACCAUGGAAUCUACAUAAACUGAGUAACUGUUACCAUGGUAACUACACAGAGUAACUAUCUGUUACUAUAGUAACUGCACAGAGUAACUGUUAACAAUGUAUUAAUAUUUUGACAUCGUUAAAAUAGGACUGUACCUAGGUAGAUUUUGCAUCAAGACGAUAUAUGUAAAAUUGGUCAAGAAAUUACCUCAUGUCAGCUAGAUUAAGUGAAUAAUGGCGAUGUUCAGUGACUAGGAAAGUUUAUCAUUUGUAUUCUAGAGCAAUUGCAUAUGGUAAAUAAUAACAAUAUACUACAAACUACUGCAAUGUACAAGUUUGAUCAAAAUGACAUUUCAUGAAAGAGUUCUGUUAAAAAUAAUAGCAGAUUGAAUAUUACCGGUAUUGACAAUUGGUUGUUGGGUAAUUUUCUGUGUGUUGAAUUUGUCUGCUGUAACAUUCAUCGAUAACGAUUCUGUUUGCAUAUAACUAUAAUAUGUGAAGGAUUAAAUUAAUUAUCAACUUAAUGGUAUAUAAUAACAUGUCCAGAAAUAUUCCAUGUCUUAAUCUCCUCAUGUCUUGAUUUAGAGUCAAGUGUUGAUAAAAUCGUUUCCAUUUUACCAAAUGAA
Mizuhopecten yessoensis (Yesso scallop) is the source of this 1870-nucleotide messenger RNA. Its product is annotated as serine/threonine-protein phosphatase 6 catalytic subunit. The record is from RefSeq and is a predicted model, not a curated record. NCBI's taxonomy places the organism in Eukaryota, Metazoa, Mollusca, Bivalvia, Pectinida, Pectinidae. Gene Ontology annotation, cellular component: cytoplasm. The transcript has 10 exons. The coding region runs from base 41 to 952 and encodes 303 amino acids. Gene Ontology annotation, molecular function: protein serine/threonine phosphatase activity. Gene Ontology annotation, biological process: G1/S transition of mitotic cell cycle; peptidyl-serine dephosphorylation.